AUGGAACCUGUGAAUGAAGAGUCUCAUGUUUCUUUUCCCUUCCUAAACCUCAUUAUUUCAAUUUCUCCCAGGGACCAACACCCACGAAUUGGGGAUAUCCUGCAAAAACUGGCUCCCUUUCUCAAGAUGUAUGGCGAGUAUGUGAAGAACUUUGACCGUGCCAUGGAACUGGUAAACACCUGGAUGGAACGCUCAACACAGUUCAAGGGCAUUAUCCAUGAAAUACAGCGGGAAGAGAUAUGUGGGAACUUGACCCUGCAGCAUCAUAUGCUGGAACCGGUCCAGAGAAUCCCUCGCUACGAGCUGCUUCUGAAGGACUAUCUCCUGAAACUGCCCCAGGACUCGCCUGACUGCAAGGAUGCCCAAAAAUCCCUGGAACUUAUUGCGACUGCUGCAGAACACUCCAAUGCAGCCAUCCGCAAAAUGGUAAGAGUGGGUAGAAUGAUAGUUAUCAAAGGCCAGCUGUCUGGAUUUUCUUUUUCUUAUUUGAAAGCAUGUAAAUGCGAGCAGAUUAAGAGGACUGAAGAAGAAAAGCGAGACUGGAUCCAGGCGAUACAGGCUACAAUUCAGAAACAUGAGCAGACGUUGGAAAUGUUCAAGCAGAUUGCCAGCGAAGAUGAAACGCCGCCUAAUUCACCAGGUUGUGAAUUGGGCCGAAGGGCUCCCACGCCAAUCCGAGAAAAAGAGGUGACUUUGUGUAUGCAAUGCAAAGAGCCCUUCAACGCUCUCACCAAACGGAGACAUCAUUGCCGGGCCUGUGGCCAUGUUGUUUGUGGAAAAUGCUCCGAGUUCCGGGCCCGCUUGGUGUAUGACAACAACCGGCCGAACCGUGUCUGCACUGACUGUUAUUCCAUGCUUCAUGGCUCCCCGGCCAGCCCUGGGCCCCACCCCAACACACCCCAACGCCGAAAAUCCAUUCUGGAGAAACAGGCCUCCGUGGUGGCAGAGAAUAGUGUGAUCUGCAGUUUCUUGCACUACAUGGAGAAAGGAGGGAAGGCUUGGCACAAAGGCUGGUUUGUCAUCCCUGAAAACGAACCUCUGGUGUUAUACAUCUACGGAGCUCCACAGGAUGUAAAAGCCCUGCGCUCGAUGCCCCUGAUUGGGUUCGAAGUCAACCUUCCUGAGCCCAGCGAACGGGUGGACCGGCGCCAUGCCUUCCGGAUCAGCCAGAGCCAUCUGUGUUGGUAUUUCAGCCCUGAGACUGAGGAGCUGCGGCAGCGAUGGAUGGAAGUGCUGAGCAGGGCGGGCCGUGGAGAGGAAGCGAAGACGCCACCUUCAAUUUUGGAGGCCGAUGAGGAUACAGAAGCAGAGAGAACCUAAGGCAUGGGCCUGAGGAACUGGGGAAAAAUGGACUCUGCCCACAUGGGGACCUUGCUCACUAUUCUCUGACCAGUAUACUUGAAACUAUUUCUCCUUCUUCCUCUCUUAGCACUUUCUCAGUUCUUUUUUUGUCAGCAUCUGCCAUAGCCAUCUGACCUGUCCUCAGCCAUGAUGUUCUCUGCCAUACCCCAGCCAUAGGGAUAAAGCACAUGCACUGAGAUCUGCUCCGGGCCAGUUCUUCCCACACCAUAGCAUGCAGUAACCCACACACCCCUCCAACUUAAGUUCCUUUCAUGUUCUCUUCUAUGCAUGGAAAAACUGAUUUGAGAAAGUGAUCUCUUAAGAAUGUGCUUCCCCCACCCUUCUUUUACCUCUUGGACCAAGAUCUGUUCUUCCAAUUCCCCCACUGCUUAUUUAGCACUUACUGAACUCCAGUGAUUUGGGAAGACAACAAUGGGGGAGCGUCCUUUCUCACCUAUCUGUUUGCCUCUUUGUUUGAUAACUUAUUCCUCUAAUUCCCCAUCUCUUGAGGUUAUGUAGGGUGUUUCAAUCUGUUGCUGAUUCGAUAGGUAGGCAAUUUUUUCCAUUAUAACUUGAAGCCAUUCUAUCAGUCUUGAUUUUUGUGCCAAAUGGGGAGUAAAUCUGGGUUGGGUUAGAUUGAGAGAAGAAAAAAAAAAAGGAUGGCCUUUAACUUUUGUACAGCUUCUCUCGGGGAGAAGUUCUUCCUCAUCACAAGAACUCACGCGUUGGCUGCAUCCCCUUAUUAAUUCUCCGUUACAACUUUGUGGAAUCCUAAGACUGAUUUCAGUUCCACUGAACUCAAAAGCUAUAAAAUCCUCUGGAAACCAUUUGAAUAACGCCCACUGUUCUAAUUUGGCCCUUUUUUUCAAUCAAAUUGAAUGGCAAAAGAGAGCUAUAAUUAGCUACUAUUAAUGUAUCAUCAUGUGGGCGCUUUUGUGUAUUGUUGGACCGGAUCUCCUGUCAUUUUUCAUCACUUGGCCAUAUUGGCAAGAACUGAUGGAAGUUGAGAGUUCUGCAGCCUCUGGAGGGUCAUAUCUCACCUACUGCUGAUCUAAAAAAAGCAUCUAUAAAAUGUCAUCUUUCUGAGGAUCACGGAGCAUAGACAUGCUAAGGGAGAAAGUUACUACAGUGAACUGUAGAGAUGCUAGAGACUACAUACAUUAAGUGGGAAUACAACUAAGAGUUUAGAAGAAUCCAGAGACUUCAAAUCUUAUUCAUUUCAAUGUCGGCAUUUCACCCCAACUUAUUUAAGAACGGGUCUGCGCCCCCAGUGGCUUGUGAACUCUCAAUAAUGGGGCUGGGGAGAUUAGAUUUCUUGGGUCAAAGCAAAGAUGCAGAAAGUUCUCAAAUGUAUCAGCAACUUCUACUCAGGUGGCCCAUGGGAGAGAAUGAGGAAGAGUUGAGAAUAUAUUUUGCCUUGGAAUUCAUUUAAGGGUUGGUGAAAUGCUGAACAGACUCCCAAAGUCUUGGCUUAAGACCCACAAACAUUAGAAUACGGUGCUAGUGCAGUAUUAAUUACUCCAUUAACACAUACCGUAGUCCUCGCCUUAUGACCACAAUUGAGCCAGAUUGCUAAGUGUGACAGUUUAAGUGACUUUUGCCCCAUUUUAUGAUCUUUCUUGUCACAAUUGUUAAGUGAAUCAUUGUAGUUGUGUAGUAACACGAUUAAGGGAACCUGGCUUCUCCAUUGA
This is a messenger RNA of Thamnophis sirtalis, 3032 nucleotides long. The record is from RefSeq and is a predicted model, not a curated record. Lineage: Eukaryota; Metazoa; Chordata; Lepidosauria; Squamata; Natricidae.